Molecule: messenger RNA, 8181 nt
Organism: Carcharodon carcharias (great white shark)
Lineage: Eukaryota; Metazoa; Chordata; Chondrichthyes; Lamniformes; Lamnidae
Gene: usp40
Product: ubiquitin specific peptidase 40
Exons: 32
Coding region: 421-4230 (1269 amino acids)
Biological process (GO): protein deubiquitination
Cellular component (GO): nucleus; cytosol
Molecular function (GO): cysteine-type endopeptidase activity; cysteine-type deubiquitinase activity
Source: RefSeq, a predicted model, not a curated record
UGUGCGGUAAUGGCCGCCUGGAGGUUCCCAGGGAGACGCUGUUGCUGCGAGUUAAAUCUAUGUCAGGCACUCACAUUGGGUUCAAAGCUUCUCUUCUCCUCGCUUUUAAUAAUUAAACCAGAAUAAUGAUAGCUGCACCCCUGUGUUGAAGUGAGCGCUCCUGGGGCCGAAGUCGGUCCUUUUAUUUAAAUGUGUUUCUUUUUGUUCUGGAAGCUUCUCCCAUCUUUGGAUGCAAGUUACAGGUUGGUAGAGUUGUAGGAAUGGGGACAUACACUGUCUGAACAUCAAACCUAUAGCUUUCUACAAAUCAGAACAGCCAAUGCUGCUAAGAAUGAGAUAGCAGUAAACUUCAGAGCUGCAAAUUCGGUUUAUUUGGCUAAAACAACCGAAUGAGAGGUUGUGUGCCUCGAAUUCUGCAGAAUGUUUGGGGAUAUGUUUGAAGAAGAGGAAGAUGCUGGCUUUGUGUGUGAGAACAAAACUGUGAAAGGGCGGAAAUCCAGGAAAAAGGACACUGACCCACCACCGCAUCGGGCAGCCAGUAACCUCAGUGGAAUCAAAAACCAGGGAGGCACCUGCUACCUCAACUCGCUGCUUCAGACCUUACUGUACACGCCUGAAUUCCGAGAAUCAUUGUUUGCCCUGGGGCCUGAGGAACUGGGAUAUUUAUCAGACAAAGACAAGCCAGAGUCAAAGGUUCGAGUCAUCCCUCUAGAGCUGCAGAGGCUUUUUGCACAGUUAUUGCUUGCAGACCAGCUAGCAGCAUCUACAUCUGACUUAACUGAUAGCUUUGGCUGGACAAGUAAUGAGGAGACCAGUCAGCAUGAUGUACAAGAAUUAAACCGAAUUCUCUUCAGUGCACUUGAAAGCUCUUUAGUCGGAACCUCUGGACAUGACCUCAUUAACAGACUGUACCACGGAAUAGUCGUUAACAAGAUUGUUUGUAAGGAGUGCGGCAAUAUUAGUGAAAGACAGGAGGAUUUCCUGGACUUGACUGUGGCUGUGAAGGGUGUCAGUGGACUGGAAGAAGCUCUGUGUACCUUCUAUGUUGAAGAAGAAGAUUUUGAUAAUGAUAACCUCUACCAGUGUGGAAGAUGUGAGAAACUGGUUAAAGCAACGAAGGCAGCGAAGCUCCGGCACCUCCCCACAUUCCUCACCAUUUCGUUGCUGCGUUUCAACUUUGAUUUUGCUAAAUGUGAGCGUUACAAGGAGACAGGACGCUACUCCUUUCCAGUCAGACUCAAUUUGCGGCCCUUCUGUGAGCAGGAUGAACUGCCAGAUUCUGAAUAUGAGUAUGAACUCUUUUCUGUAAUCAUCCACAAAGGAGGCUGUUAUGGAGGCCAUUACCAUGCAUACAUCAAAGAUAUUGACCAGCUGGGCACCUGGUUCUCUCUAGAUGAAGAGAAUGUGGUGAUCAACUCAACAAAAGAUCCAACAAAUGUAGACAACCUGCUGGAAUUGGGAGAUCCCCUAGAAAUCCUGAGAACUAUUCUAGGCCAGAUGGGACCUGAUGGCAUACUGGUGGAUCAGCUGGGCCAGAAAUUGUUGGAGAAAGUUGGUGUUGCAUGGAACAAAAGAUACCGCAAGCAACAUGGCUCUUUAAGGAAGUUUCUGGAGAGUCAUCCUGAUGUGUUUCUGCUAAAGGCAGAUGGAACACGGGUUGCUGUAAAACAGACUGAUCGUGGUUGCCCAGGGCAACAGCCCAAUACAUCCAAAGCCAAGACAGGAGCCAAAGCACAGACAGGAAAUUGCAAAGCAAGCAUUGCACAUGCCUAUGAGACAGAAGAAAGACAACCUAGGACACCUGAUUCUGAAGUACACUGGUUUGAUUUUGAUGAUUCCCAAGUGCGACCUAUCCAGGAGAAGGACAUUGAGAAGCAGUUUCAGGGCAAGGAGUGUGCCUACAUGCUGUUUUAUAGAAAAUCUCAACUACAGCGACCAGCAGAGGCCCGAGGAAACUCAAGGUACAAAGUACCUCCCGACUUGCUGGAAGAGAUAGCUAACCUGGAUGCCAGUCUUCAAAAGCAAAGGGCAGAGUUCGAUUCUGCAGCCAAUAACAUUGAAGUCCAUCUUCACCUGGGUCCUGAAUAUAAGUUUGAUAAUGGUGCCCUACACCCAGCUUCCUCCCAGAAAGAUAGUGUGUUGACAAUAACUAUUGAUAGGAGGAAAACGGUUGGUGAUCUCAGACAGGCUAUUUUCCAGCUGUUGGAAUUCUGGAAGGGUGAUAUGGUGAUCACUGUUGCCAAGCAAUUGCCAGCCGGUCUUCACCUUUACGAGACCUUCAAUGAGGACCAUGCCUCUUUGCACAGCCUGGGCAUUACAGAUGGAGCCAUUCUCUUUGUAUGGAACGGUAACCAGGUUUGUGGAAUGGAGGUACAAGCAGGUGAGGACUAUGAGCCCGUGCUUCUUAAGGUAUUGUGUCCCACAAUGAGUAGCAAAUUAGAAACCGAGAUGGUGCAGUUCACCGAGACUCAAACAGUGUUCACUCGGAACACGUUGUUUGCUUCUGUACAAGAAGCUCUAGCCCUGUCAACAGGGAUUUCUCCAGAGGAGCUGACGGUUUAUUGCAGAAAGAACUUGGAAAAUAAAGGGUCCACGAAUUGGGUUGCAUAUGAUGCUGAUGAUGCGCACAAGAGCCUUGCAGAUCUGAGGCUAAAAGAUGGUGACUCUAUAUUAGCAUCAGACCAGAAGUGCCAUAGCCUAAGUGUUCUCUCUUUCAAUGGUAUGCCAGUAACUGUAGCUGACCGCAGCUGGCUGCAGGUCAAGAAUUACUGUGGUGAGAGUUUGGCGCAGACUACAGGAGCGACGGUGACAAUUCCGGUCACCAUGGAGAUGUUGAUUGUGGAAAUCAAAGCUAAUGCCAUUGAAAAGCUGAAGCUGAAAGACGAACAAGAAGAUGGGACCUGUUUGAGACCAAUUGACAGAACUGGAAGGCUACUCCCUCCAGUCUGUGAAGAUUUGACUGUGAAGGGCAUUGGAUUGAAAACAGGAAGCAGCUUAGCACUUUUUCCUGGCCACACUCCAACAGAGACACAGCUGUUCUUAUACUUUUCUGUUGGGGACAGUCUUCACUUAAGCCCUGAAAUGGAAAUUGUGGUAGAACAGAGCAUUUCUGUCCGAGAGUGCUUGAAGCUGAUGUUGGAGAAGGCUGGAUUAGCAGGAGAGUAUUGGCACUUAAGGAAAACUGACUGGUGCUAUGAUGCUGGAGAGAUUUUGAAAGAUGAAGAAGCCACAUUGGCAGACAUGAAGAUAACCAAUGGAGAGACACUGGUCAUCAUGGAGGGAAGGCUUCCACCAAAGGGAUUCCUGAUAUUACCUGUCUGGCUCUAUCAGCCUCCACUGAACUCAGGAAGCAGAGGACGCUUUCAAGAGGACCAGGAAAACAUUGCUGAUAGGCUCUGUGCUUUAAAUAUUGAGUCUGCUGCUAGAGAUUUUUCAUUACAACAGUAUAUGGGCACUGAGCUCAAGUACAUGGGUAAUAUUGAGAUAUCCGGGGAAGCUAGUCUGGAGGAUUUAAAAACUCAGGUUUUGACCUUGCCUGUGCUGCAGGAUCCCUCUGUCCCUUCAGUGGAAUUCCUAAGAGUCUGGCUGGUGGAGAAUAAAUGCCCUGUCAAGAUCCUACGGAACCAGCAGCAGCAGCUCAGCAAAUUCAAGCUGGGGGCCAGUGCAGAGAUUGGAAUUCAACCACUGCAGGCAGAAGAGCAUCUAUUGUCCACAGAGUUUUUGCUGCGGCUGCAGAUGGCAGUGCCUGGCGAAAGGUCGUAUUACCCAGCGGAGGAAUUUGUUUGGGACACCUCCAAGGAAUGCACGGCUCGAGCCCUUAAACAGAAAAUUGUACAGCACUACUCAUUGCCACCAGAGCAGAUUGAAAUUGCCAAAUACUUUCCAGAUCAGUUUGAGUGGAUGCCUAUGACCAGCUGGAGCCAACAAGUUUCAAAGAAGAAGAAGAAAAAGAAACUGCAGAGCCUCCAGGGAGCACCUUAUUAUCUGAAAGACGGAGAUAUCAUUGGUGUUAAGAAUCUGUUAAUUGACAAGAAUAAAGACUUCAGCACCAUGGCCGAUGACAUUGGGAAAGAAAAGCUCAGACUCGAAGGCAAUAAUAAAGACAAACGUCAGCAAGCUACUGCCCAUCGGAGCGGAGAUGCCCCAGAAAGCAGUGAAAGACAAACAGUUCGUGCUCGUGCUCGCAGACCCGAGGUGGCCUUGUCAAUCAGUGUAGCAGACUUCAGAUAACAACUGUGGAAUCUGGAAGAGGGUGCCUGGAAGAGCUGAUGAGCUCUUGCAAUGACUGUUAAAAGUGUGGAGCUGAGUAAGAGCGAUUAAAUGAACAGAGUGAUUCACCACCUACUAAAUACACAGGAAUAAAGGCAGCCGGUGGUCUGUUAUGAAGUAAGGUUUGAGGAUAAAUUGGCAAGAGCUGUCAGAUUCUUCACUCCAGUUUGAUGGUGCCCUGGUGAGGUUCCCUUCUACCUUCUCGAACUGGGAAGAGAGACUCAACAGAACGCAUUGUCAGAACAAAGAGAAGAACCUUCUCCAGAGGAACUUUGAUUUUUUUUUUGUCAAUAACUGCCUAAAUCAAUAUUUAAAAAUAAUUAGUUUUCUUCUUGCAAGUAUUCAAAACUAAUUUUUAAAAUACCUAUGCAAUAAAUGGGAAUCCAUUCCCAAGAAAUAAUUCAAAGCUUCUCACACACCAGCAACUGGUGCUUGUUUACAUUGUGGACGCCCAGUGUUGCAGCUGUCCAUGCUUUACAUAGUGUUUUGGUAACGUACUUUCGUGAAAACAUCCCUCUUGCGCUUGUUCGGAUGUGAUUGAGGUAUUGAUUAGAAUUUCACAAGACCACAAAAUCCAGUAUAGAUCUCACACCUAUGUGAAGGCUGUUAUCACUUGCAAAGCCAGUUAGUUGUGAUAUAAAUGAUUUUUAUUUAACGCAGGUGUAAAAAUCGCAAUUAAAGUGGAUUUUAUGGUCUGACUUUCAGUGAGAACCUGACUUGCUGGCAAGGACUGUGGUCCUCACAUGAACACUUGUAACCUCAGGAGCUGCCAGGUCAGAGAAAACUUAGUUCUUUACUGUUGAUGCACAAAUGGUUUAAGUUGAGGUGGAUUCAGAACGCAUACUCUAUGGAAAGGAAUAAAAAUGUUUAUAUAUGAGCCUAUGUUGCCAUUGGAUCACACCUCCUAUAGGAUCAUUGUUUCCUUACUUUAUCUGUCACAAAUGACUAAAAAGCUACUUUUCUUUUGGACUAGUCAUUUUGCCACCUGGGCUAUCCAAUGCCUUAAAAAGAGAACUAACCUCUUGUAAAUAGGAUGGACUAACUGUAGAGCACUCAACGAUGGUUUCUACAUAGCUAGUAGGGCAGCCAAUUUCCUAUUGCUAAGUUGAUAUCGUAAAGCUUUCCUCCACUUUGAAUUUCUGGUUAUUCUGCUGUAUAAGUACAAUCAAGUACAAACCAGGUAGAAGUUAAAUCCUUACCCAGUUCGUGCUUGUUACAAAUGAGUCAGUUUUGUUAAUUCGGUUGUAAGUAGUCCACAUGCUUAAGAAACUAUUACUCACUGAUCCCAUUUAAUAAAAUAUGUUUGUCAGAUUAUAUCAGCUAUAAACUAAUGAUUGCAGAGCAGAUUUGCAUAAAGAAUUUCAAACAGUUGUUUGAAAUGGAGAGUCCAAUUUCAAUUGUUAUUCAUUAACCUCUUCCACUGAGAUUUAUUCACCAUUUAUCACCAUUACAUAGAAAAAUAAGCACUGUUCUUGUGACUUCUUUCAGGCUUCACUUAAAACCUAGAAGUAUUCACUGCUAUUGGGACCUCAAUAAUUGUGUUGAUCUGCACUGGGCUUUUCAGGGCAAUUUAACUAACAGGACUGUAUAAGAUCUGGAUAAUAGAGAAUAGGAGGCAAGAAUUAGAGAAUCAAUUAACAAUAUUGUGAAAACUGCCUGUGAAUUUUGUAAAUGCUAUAGGAUGAGCUUUGAAGUUUUGUUUCUUUAAAAGAGAUCAGAAAAAUGCAUAGAAUUAUAUUUCUCUGCCCAACAGAACACGAUGCAAAAUGUAGCCUUGAAAAUGCAGGUUAAGCACCAGUGGCUCAGUGAAAAAUUUCUUCAGAAAGCGUGGUACUAUGUUGGUACUGCAAUUGUUUCAGUUUUAAAUCAAAAAAUUGCCACAAAAAUUGUUGAGUAGAAUAUUAUUUUGGCGAGCGAUUUGUUUCUUCAAUCUGUGGGGUGUGGAUGUGUAUUAGAGUUUUGCGAUGACAUAAUAUGGUAAACUACCCAUGUUAUAUGUGUCCCUUGUUAUUGCCCAAAUGGGAGAUAGAUUUUAACAAACUAUUAAUAAUGUCAAAUUGAGCUGAAAAGCCUUUAGCAGAGGUGCAUAUGAGAAGAGAUGAGUAAUUCAGUCAGAAGUUAGCAAUUGGCUUCAUUGUGGGGAGGGAAGGUAAGAAACCACCUACACAGGCUGAUUUGAAAGCUAGUUUUAUGGAGACCUUUAGAAAGCAUUUGCUUUGUUUUUGGAGCAGCCUUUACCAGCACCAAGCAGUGGUUUUCUUUUAAAAGAAGUAGCUUAUUUCACAUUAGUUAGUGUGAUUAAAACAGGAACACAGGUGACAAGAUGUCUAAGCUUGAUUAUCAUUAACUUUAUAUUUACUUUAGAAUCAACAGACCAAAUAUGUACAGAAUCCCUAAAGACUUUUAAAAAUGAUUAGUUCAGCCGUUUUUCUUUUAGUCAAUAAGUGGUGUAGCCCUAAUUUGUUGUAGUUCUUUAAGAACUAUUUUAGCCCCUUUGGGGCUAGUUAUUUUCUCCAACAUAUUUUUCCAAAAUUAGUGCCUUGUGCUGUACUUACUUUGUGCCAGUGGAUGCCAAGUAAAACUAGAGUAUCAGUGUAUAUUGAUUCAUUGGUCUUUGGGUGUGAAGGCGUUCAUGUGUUGAAUGCAGACUCUUCUUCCAGGUGGCAUGCCCCAGAUAGGUUCCUCAUUUAUCUCUGACUGUCUCACUCUCCAUACAGCAGGCUUUGGCUUCUGCCACCCUUCCAACAGUGACUGUGCUUCGGAAUUGCCUGUGCACUGACCCAUCAGUAGCCUUGGAGAUGACUAAUAUCAGCUUCACAUUAGAUGCAAUGCUCACAUAAGAGAGGGACCUUGCCUGUGUUUGCCCGUUUUCAGUCAAUGGAGCAUUCCACAUGGUGGCAUAACGAAGAGGGAAAUGUAAACCCCUUCAGGCACUGAUGGGGGCCUCUAACUAUUAAAUGAUCCUGAGGCAACCUUAGACUAAAUUUUCUUCCCCACCACUCUGUCUGCCUCCAGCGGAUGGAGUAAGUAUAGAGACAGAGGAGGAUAAAAGAGUGCAACAGUUGGGUGGUUCAGUUUUAAAAAGUGAAACCCUAUUAAUGAAAGAAGAGCCACAAAUUUAUUACAUAAUUAUAUAAGGCAAAUAACAAGACCACUUAUAGAAGGUGCCCCAUUACUUCAGGAGCUGAUCAGUACUUAUGAAUGGUUUGAAUCAAUUCUUCUUUAACCAUAGUCUUUGUAUGCAACUUGAAGUUUUCAUUGCUGUUUUGGCCUCCUUUUGACUGCGCACUGCCACAAGAGAUGGCCCCCGGGAAUUUCCUGGGGAGCAUUUCCCAUUCCACUACUGGAGCUCGCAACAAAUUUUCACCAAAGUUACAGGAGAAGCCAUGAGAGAGUUCCCUCCAAGACUCUCAGCAGAACAGGGCUUUAUGCAGUUCCCUGUUGUAAUUAAUUCGGACCCCGGUAAUUAGAUUUGGGGAUGGAGAGGGAGAAAAGAUGGUUUUACAACAUUAUGUAAGAAAGAUGGAAAGAAAAGCAAAUCAUGUAUUAGAAUGGAAAAAUUGAGACUUUGGUUUGAAGGAAUUGCAUUUUUCAUGUUCCCUCUGGGUUGUGGCCUAAAAAGCAGAGAGAAGCAAUUGCAAGACUAGCAAGGAUGCAAGUCUGGUGCUCAGAAGGGCUUUAGUAUCUAUUGAAAGGAAAUCUUAUACAAACUGCUGCAGAUUAAUCCUCUCCAAUGUGAGCAACCAACUGUUUAUCAAGUAAUUAUUCUAAUAUGUUUUGUGGGGUAGGGGGGAAAGCCUUCUUUAUGAAUUUUCCUAAGAUGUUGGAAUCGGUUUAUUUUUUAUCAAGAACAGGCACAAGUGCAAUAAGUAAUGUAAAUCUCUAUAAAUUGAUUAAAGACUUUAUACAAAA